Messenger RNA from Patella vulgata (common limpet), 3380 nucleotides. Its product is annotated as toll-interacting protein. Gene Ontology annotation, biological process: ubiquitin-dependent protein catabolic process. Gene Ontology annotation, molecular function: ubiquitin binding; ubiquitin conjugating enzyme binding. Gene Ontology annotation, cellular component: cytoplasm. NCBI's taxonomy places the organism in Eukaryota, Metazoa, Mollusca, Gastropoda, Patellidae. The transcript is spliced from 7 exons. The record is from RefSeq and is a predicted model, not a curated record. The coding region runs from base 36 to 863 and encodes 275 amino acids.
UGUUCGGAAACGUCACUUCUAUUUUAGAAUCCAAAAUGGCGUCAACAACAAGAAGCGAAGAUCGGCGAGCUCAAGUUAUGGUGGGUGAUCUGCCAAAUGACUUUUUGCGAGUUUCUGCAUCACCAGAAGGCCAGAAUCAACAAGUUAUGGAAGAUGCAAGAAUAGCUCAAGUUAUACAAGCUCAGCAAGCAGGAGGGUUUACUAUGGCACCAGCUAAUGCUGCUGGAAGACUUAGUAUUUCUGUAGUUGAGGCAAAAUUGGUCAAGAACUAUGGUAUAACAAAGAUGGAUCCAUAUUGUCGCAUAAGAAUAGGUCACACUGUAUUUGAGACACCUACUGCUUACAAUGGUGCAAAAAACCCAAGGUGGAAUAAAUCCAUGCAGACCUAUUUACCAACUGGUGUUGACUCACUAUAUAUCGAAAUAUUUGAUGAGCGAUCAUUUACUAUGGAUGAUAGAAUAGCAUGGGCUCAUGUUAACAUUCCAACACAAAUUAUGUCUGGUGAAACAGUUGAUGAUUGGUUUCCAUUGAGUGGUCGACAAGGCGAUGAAAAAGAGGGUACCAUCAAUCUGUGUUUGUCAUUAACUCCGAUGUCAGAGUUACAGCAACCAGCCAUAAAUGUUGCUUAUAACACACCUGUUAUGAUGCCCAUGUUUUAUCCUCCAGUUGUUCAACCUGGUGUCCCUAUGACCUAUCCCCAACAACCUGUCCAACAACGACCGUUAUAUACUGAUGACGACCUAAAAGAGUUUAAAGAUAUGUUCCCUAAUAUGGAUUUAGAGGUUAUUAAAUCUGUAUUAGAAGCUAACCGUGGAAACAAAGAAACUACAAUUAAUGCUUUAUUGACCAUGAAUUCGGAUUAAAAAUCUUGAACAAAUAUGUUAAUCAUGCAAGUCAUCUGAAAUUUUACAAAUAAAAUAAUUCGUUGACUUCAAAUAUUAAUACAGCAAAAUAAAUGUUUGGUUUGUUAAAAUUUUUAAAAGAUAUAUUUGUAAAUUUUGUUUAUGUAUUUGAAGCUUAUUUGUUUAAUGUUUCAAUUUUAUAAAUUGAAAUUUGAAUGACCUCCUAUUAAAAUAUGCAGUGCAUAUAAGAAAUUACAGGUCACAAUGACAGUCACAAAGCUUAUUAGUUGCUUUUUAUAUAACUGAGUGAGUUCAGGAGAAUUCUUAUUUUGUAUACUAUAAUGACAUAUAGAUGUAGAAAGUUCUGCUUAAUUGCUGAAAAGUAAACCAGUAUAUUAUCAUCAAUAAACUAUAACACAUACUUGUAGAAAACAGCUACUUGGGAGACGUUUUGAAGAGUAUUCUCUCAAAGUUAUCGCAAAUUGUAUCCUACAGUUAUAAAACUAUUUUCUGAUUGCUGAAAUGUAAACCAGUAUAUUAUCAAUAAGCCAUAACACAUACUAAUGGGAAACAACUACUAUAUAUUUUGGGUGACGUUUUGAAAAGUAUUCCCUCAACAUUAUCGCAAAGCUGUAUCCUACAGUUAUAUAACCAUUUGCUGUUUACAUUAGUAGCAAUCAUUCUAACUCCUUUCAGGAUUAAAAUAAGAAAUUAUAUCUGUUUAGAAUAUUUAAAUAUAAAUAUUGUUUCAAAUAAAAUGAAUUAUAACUGCUAAGUUUUGAUAAUUGUGCAACCUUUAAUGUUAGUGAUACUGGAAAUAUUGAAUAUUGCCUAUUUAAAGACAAUCUGUAUUUCUCUUUUAUGUUAAAAUUGUGCAAAGACUGAUCAAAAUCUAUAUCUUAAAGGAGCCAAGUCGCUAAUUCAAUAUCACCCACAGUCUUCGACAUUGCAAACACGACUUGUUGGUCGAUUUAAAUCAACAUUGAUGUUGUUAUCUUACGGUGAAAAGAUGGGCUUCUGAUAUCUGAUAUUUAAAAUUGGCACACGAAUUGCGUUCCAGAAUGCUUUUGAGCAUCAUUUGUAAUGAACAAGGCUAAACAUACCCCACAGGAGAAUACUACCAGUGUAGACUAGAAUAACCAAACGCCAAAUACUGCCAGUCAAAUCAAAUUCUUUGCGUAUUUCGCCAAACAUAACUGAUUAGAAAUUACAGUGAAAACAGAAAUGAUUGAGUGUAAACCAGUUUAUAUACAAUCAUAUUUCAUUAUUAUAUUCGUUGCGACCCAUUUGUGUCAAUUUCUAGGUGCUAAAGAAUAGCGAUGUAGUUCCUUUAAAUCUUAAUCUAUAGUUUAUUGUUUCUGUGUGUUUGAUACUGUUUUUACAUGGUUUGCCUUGUAGAUGUUUUUUUGUUAAAUAUCUUAAUAAAUCUUUAUAAAGCUAAUGUGAAGUGCACAUACAUGAGUUGCCUGACAACUUUAUGGUUUUGACAUAAAAUUGUAUAUGUUUUUAUUGCUGAAAGUUUUGUUCCAAGUGAUGAUAAUGGGCUGUUAAUAGUGACUGUAAUGAGUGUAUAAAGAAUUUGAGGCCUUUUUGAUAUUAAAGCGAUAGUUGCAUAUUUUCUAAGAAAGUCAAAACAUAAUUAUUUCUAUAUCAAUUACUUAAUAGGUUGUCAGUUCACUACUAUACAAUCAUAGGAAUCAUUCUAGCGCUUAAAAAACAUUCAUGUAAAAAUUAGAAAUAAUUUCUACUCGCCGACUGUGUUUUUAAUUUGUAUCAUUUCUUUUCACUGGAUGACUAAGUCUACACAAUGAAAGUGAGAAUUGACUCCUCCGUGGUUAAACAGAUAAGGAUAAUGAUGCCUGGUUGAGCAAGACUUUUUAAACCUGCAAAUGUGAUAAUAACACCGUAAAAGUCAACAUUGGAUUUAAAAAGAAAAUGAUAUAUUUGCCAAUUUCUCAACUGACAGAAGUGAAUUAUAGGAAUUGGUAUUAUUCUUUAAUAAGGUAGAACUGUGUGUAUAGAUGCCAUGUAUUUUAAGGCUUUAUUUUAGUAUAUUUUAAACAUAUGACUUGAAAAAAAAAAAAUGCAAUUAUCGCUUUAAAACACUAUUAGAAUAAUUUAAGAGUUUUAAUUCAGCCUGUCUGUACAAAGAAUAAAAUACAAGAAAUGAUUACCCAGUGAUACAGCGAUGUUAAUUGGACGACAAACAUAACUACAGCUGCAGUUUGAUGAAUUCUUACCAAUCUUUGUCUUUGAUAAUAUUUAACAAGUUUUUCUCAUAAUACUAAAACACCAUUUUCCUUGAUUUAUUGCAAGUAGAUAAACUCGCUGUAUGUAAAUUAAUCAUUUGUUUAUAGUUAUUAAUGGCUUAUACAAUAUGGUAUUUGGACAAAUCUCUUUUCGUCAUUGACUGACUGUUCUUGGUAACUGAUUAUUGUCCUCGUUAAUUGUAUUGUUAUGUUUGUUUUAUAUCAGUUGUAAUAUGUAUAUAAUGUAAACUGACAGAAUAAUAAAAUGGAUGUAUUUAUAACUAUUAAA